GUCUUACCCCUCUCUACACAGAGAGCAGAGAGCAAUACAACAUCUUUCUCUCCCCCCUUUAGUUAAUUUCCCCCUAGCAAUCACCUCCUGAGGACUACAGCGCUGACACAGUCUCUGAUCCCCGGUGAACGUCCCUCUCCUUGGCAAGAGAGCUCAGACACAAGCCGUCACCAUGUCAGAAGGUUCCGAGGGCGAAGAUGAUAUUCAGUUCCUCAGGACGGAAGAUGUGGUGGUCCUGCAGUGCAGCGCCACCUUCCGUAAGGAACAAAUAAAGAUGUGUAUGGGAGCCGAGGGUUUUGGGAACCGUCUUUGCUUCCUUGAAUCUACAUCCAACGCUCAGAAUGUUCCUCCAGACCUUGCAAUCUGCUGCUUUACACUGGAACAGUCCCUGUCCGUCAGGGCCUUACAGGAGAUGCUGGCUAACAACAUAGAGGCCGGGAGCGAGGUGUCCAAUUUGGAUAAAUGGUCGUCUCAAGGUGGGGGACAUCGGACAUUACUCUACGGCCAUGCAAUUCUGUUGAAACACUGUCACAGCGACAUGUAUCUCUGCUGUCUCACCACAUCAAGAUCACUCACUGAUAAGCUUGCGUUUGAUGUUGGUCUUCAAGAAGAUUCAACAGGAGAAGCUUGCUGGUGGACCAUACACCCAGCAUCCAAACAGCGUUCAGAAGGUGAGAAGGUGCGUGUAGGAGAUGAUCUGAUUCUUGUCAGCGUGUCCUCAGAGCGAUACCUGCAUCUCUCCACUGCCAGCGGAGACCUCCAAGUAGAUGCCUCUUUUAUGCAAACACUCUGGAAUAUGAACCCAAUCACCUCUGGUUGUGAGAUAUCUGAAGGAUAUCUGACCGGUGGACAUGUCCUCCGUCUCUACCAUGGUCAUAUGGAUGAAUGUCUGACCAUCUCCUCUACUGACCAAGGAGAAGAGCAGCGCAGAUUUCCUCAUUACGAGGGAGGGAGCGUAUGUUCACAAGCUCGCUCCUUAUGGCGCCUUGAGCCCCUGAGAAUAAGCUGGAGUGGGAGCCACAUGAGAUGGGGCCAGCCAUUCCGUGUGCGGCACGUGACCACUGGAAGGUAUCUGGCACUUGAGGAGGAAAAAGGGAUGAUAUUGAUGGAACCAGAGAGAGCAAACACUAAGGCUACUGCAUUUUGCUUUCGGCCUUCCAAGGAAAAGAUAGAUGUUUCUCCUAAAAGAGAUGUUGAAGGGAUGGGUCCUGCUGAGAUCAAGUAUGGAGAGUCCAUGUGUUUUGUGCAACAUGUCAAAACAAGCCUGUGGCUCACAUAUGCAGCAGCAGAUUCCAAGGUUGUGCGUUUGGGGCCCCCAAAGCGUAAGGCUAUUCUUCACCAAGAAGGUCAUAUGGAUGAUGCUCUAUCUCUGUCACGCUCCCAGAGAGAGGAAUCUCAGGCUGCUCGGAUGAUAUACAGCACAAUUGGGCUCUUCAGUCUCUUUAUCAAGGGCCUGGACAGCUUGAGUUCAAAGAACAAACCAGCAAAACCUGUGUCCCUCCCUAUUGACAUGGUCAUCCUUACCCUACAGGAUCUAAUUGGCUAUUUCCAGCACCCAGAAGAAGAGCUCCAACAUGAGGAAAAGCAGACCAAGCUACGUUCUCUCAAGAACCGCCAGAACCUCUUCCAGGAGGAGGGUGUCAUCGCCCUGGUCCUGGACUGUAUAGAUCGACUCAACAUCUACAGCACGGCUGCACAUUUUGCAGAAUUUGCUGGAGAAGAAGCUGCAGAAUCAUGGAAAGAAAUUGUAAACUUGCUCUAUGAGCUUCUUGCGGCUCUGAUUAGAGGGAACCGGUCCAACUGUGCCCUUUUCUCUAAUAACCUUGAUUGGGUUGUGAGUAAACUUGACAGACUGGAAGCUUCAUCAGGUAUUUUGGAGGUGUUAUACUGUGUGCUGAUCGAGAGCCCUGAAGUUCUAAAUAUUAUUAAGGAAAAUCAUAUAAAAUCAAUUAUUUCUCUGCUUGAUAAGCAUGGGAGAAACUAUAAGGUGCUAGAUGUUCUCUGCUCUCUGUGUGUAUGCAACGGGGUCGCUGUAAGAUCCAAUCAGAAUUUAAUCACUGAGAACCUGUUACCCCGUAGAGACCUUCUGCUGCAGACCAGAAAGGUUAAUUAUGUCACCAGCAUGAGACCUAAUAUCUUUCUUGGGACGUGUGAGGGGUCCACACAAUAUAAGAAGUGGUAUUUUGAACUAAUUGUGGACCACGUGGAAGCUUUUGUUACUCCUGAGGCCACUCAUCUACGAGUUGGAUGGGCAGUAACAGAAGGUUACAGCCCCUACCCUGGAGCAGGAGAAGGCUGGGGAGCCAAUGGGGUGGGAGAUGACUUGUAUUCAUUUGGGUUUGAUGGACUUCAUCUCUGGUCAGGUCGUGUUGGCAAAGCAGUGGCCUCCCAGAACCAACACCUGUUAGCUGCCGACGAUGUGGUUAGUUGCUGCCUGGAUCUAACUGUUCCCAGUAUUUCAUUCCGUAUAAAUGGUCAUCCAGUUCAAGGAAUGUUUGAGAACUUCAAUUUGGAUGGCCUAUUUUUUCCAGUCGUCAGCUUCUCUUCAGGUGUUAAGAUACGCUUCCUUUUGGGUGGUCGUCAUGGAGAUUUCAAAUUUCUCCCACCUCCUGGUUAUACCCCAUGCUAUGAAGCUUUGUUGCCACGAGAUCGGAUGCGUGUAGAACCUAUUAAAGAGUACAAACAUGAUUUUGAGGAUAUCCGAAAUUUGUUGGGACCCACUAAGUCUCUCUCCCACACAUCCUUUGUUCCUUGCCCAGUGGAUACCGUGCAGAUUGUCCCCCCUCCUCAUCUGGAGCGUAUUCGAGAGAAGUUAGCUGAGAACAUUCAUGAACUCUGGGCCCUUACCAGGAUAGAACAAGGAUGGACCUACGGACCUAUUCGUGAUGACAACCAGCGACUGCACCCAUGCCUCUUAGAUUUUCACAGCCUUCCUGAGCCAGAGAGAAAUUACAAUCUCCAAAUGUCUGGCGAGACUCUUAAGACCCUUCUUGCUCUUGGGUGCCAUGUUGGGAUGGCCGAUGAAAAAGCAGAAGAAAACCUGAAAAAAAUCAAGCUUCCUAAAACGUACAUGAUGUCCAAUGGCUACAAGCCAGCUCCGUUGGAUCUUUCCCAUGUCAAGCUGACACCGGCACAGAAUACAUUGGUAGACAAACUUGCUGAAAAUGGACAUAAUGUAUGGGCAAGGGACAGAGUACAGCAAGGCUGGACCUAUAGUAUUAUCCAGGAUAUCAAGAACAAAAGAAACCCUCGCCUUGUCCCUUACGUUUUGCUGGAUGAAAGGACCAAGAAAACCAACCGUGAUAGUUUGUGUGAGGCUGUCCGGACACUGAUAGGGUACGGAUUCAACAUUGAACCUCCGGACCAAGAGGGAACUGCAGCUCAGGGCGCAGCUAAGGCUCAGUCAGAGAGAGUGCGCAUCUUCCGUGCCGAGAAGUCUUAUGCUGUGAAAUCUGGGAAGUGGUAUUUCGAGUUUGAAGCUGUAACCACUGGAGAGAUGAGAGUUGGGUGGGCUAGACCUGACGUCAGGCCAGAUAGGGAGCUUGGCUCAGAUGACCUUGCCUACGUAUUUAAUGGCUGCAGAGGUCAACGUUGGCACAUUGGCAGUGAGCCUUUUGGUCGUAACUGGCUACCGGGAGAUGUAGUUGGAUGUAUGAUUGAUCUAACUGAGAUGAACAUCAUGUUUACUCUAAAUGGGGAGAUGCUAAUUAGUGACUCAGGAUCAGACCUUGCAUUUAAAGAUAUUGAAAUUGGAGAUGGGUUUAUUCCAGUCUGCAGUCUUGGAAUGUCUCAAGUUGGUCGGUUGAACCUGGGACAAGAUGUCGGCAGUCUGCGUUUUUUCACCAUCUGUGGCUUACAAGAGGGGUUUGAACCCUUUGCUAUUAAUAUGAAAAGAGAAAUCACUACUUGGUUUAGCAAGAGUUUACCACAGUUUGUCCCUGUGCCUCCUGACCAUGGCCAUAUUGAGGUUGGACGCAUUGAUGGAACAGUGGACAACCCACCAUGUCUUAAAGUAACACACAAAACAUUUGGUUCUCAGAACAGCAACAAUGACAUGCUCUUCUUCCGUCUUAGCAUGCCUGUUGAGUUCCAUGACACCUUUAAGCUUGUGGCAGGAUCCACUCCUCUGACCCGCACCUUUACCAUUCCUGAGGAGGACGUUCUAGAUGUUGAUAUGGACUCUGAGUUUGAAGUACUUAAAAAAUCAGCAAGUCGUAAAGAGACUGAAGCCACGAAUGAGAAGGAACCACCAAAGGAGCCAACCAAGGAGCAGCCUAAGUUAGAAAAUGAAAAGGAUAGUUCCUCAGAGAAGGGAAAAGGAAAAAGAGGGUUCCUCUUCAAAGGAAAGAAACCAGCAUUUAUAUCACCACCGCCUGUGAUUCCUGCAAUGCCCCGCUUAGUCAAGGAUGUUGUUCCAGAUGAUCGUGAUGAUCCAGAGAUUAUUAUGAACACCACAACUUAUUAUUACUCCGUCCGAAUAUUUGCUGGGCAGGAACCCACUGGUGUGUGGGUGGGAUGGGUGACGCCUGAUUAUCAUCUAUAUGAUAUGAACUUUGACCUGUGCAAAGUCCGCACAGCAACCAUUACAAUGGGGGAUGACAAAGGAAACAUAUUUAAUAGUAUUAAGCGUAGUAACUGCUACAUGGUUUGGGGUGGAGAAUUCAGCAGCAAUACCCAACAAGCUCGAGUCAGAAAAGAGGAUCUUGUCAUCGGCUGCUUGAUUGAUUUGGCAACUGGUCUCAUGACUUUCACAGCCAAUGGGAAAGAAGUCAAUACAUUUUUUCAGGUGGAACCAAACACAAAGCUGUUCCCAGCUAUUUUUGCUCUACCAUUGAACCAACACAUGUUCCAGUUUGAAUUGGGCAAAUUGAAGAAUAUUAUGCCCAUAUCUGCAGCAAUGUUCCGUAGUGAGAGAAAGAACCCAGUUCCUCAAUGCCCACCACGUCUGGAUGUCCAGCUGUUGACACCAGUGGUUUGGAGCCGGAUGCCAAAUGAAUUUCUGACAGUAGAAGCAGACCGCAUCAGCGAUCGUCAUGGUUGGAUGGUUGAAUGCACUGAACCCCUUAUGAUGAUGGCCCUUCAUAUUCCUGAGGAGAACAGGUGUAUUGAUAUUCUGGAGUUGUCUGAGCGGCUGGACCUGCUCAAAUUUCACUAUCACACUUUGAAGCUCUACUGCUCUGUGUGCGCUCUGGGAAACAAUCGUGUUGCCCAUGCACUCUGCAGUCACGUGGAUGAGUCCCAGCUCCUCUAUACUUUAGAGAGCAACCACCUCUCUGGGCUCCUCCGUAGUGGGUUCUAUGAUUUGCUUAUUAGUAUCCAUCUGGAAUCUGCCAAAAGAGCCCGACUAACAAUGAACAAUGAGUUUAUUGUUCCCAUGACGGACCAGACCAAGAGUAUAACUCUGUUCCCCAAUGAUAACAAAAAGCAUGGUCUUCCCGGUGUAGGGAUGAGCACAUGUCUCAAGCCUGAACUUCAUUUUUCCAAUACUUGCUUUGUCAGCACCAGUACCGAGCUAUAUCAGCUCAGCCCAUUUAUCCCAUUAGAUGUUUUGAAGACCAAAGCUAUCAACAUGUUGACAGAGGCAGUCCUGGAUGGAGGACAGCACACCAGAGAUCCUGUUGGAGGAAGUGUUGAGUUUCAAUUUGUUCCUGUUCUAAAACUCAUCUCCACACUCUUGAUCAUGGGUGUUUUUGAGGACGAUGAUGUUCGUCACAUUCUAAAGAUGAUAGAACCUAAUGUGUUUUCAGAAGAGGAGGAGAAGGAAGAAACAGAGGAGGAAGAGCAGGAGGAAACUGUGGAGGAGGAAGAGGAGGACGCUGAGGAAGAAGCUUUAGAAAAGGAAGAUGAAGAAGAGGAGGAAGGUCAUGAAAAAUCAGAUGAAGCAGAAGAUAAGGCAGUUGAGGCGGGAGAAGAGGAAGACAAGGAGGAAGGAGGAGGUCUGGAGGAAGGUUUGCUUCAGAUGAAACUGCCUGAGUCUGUAAAAUUACAGAUGUGUAACUUGCUACAGUUUUUCUGUGACCGUGAACUGCAGCACAGGGUUGAAGCCAUCAUUGCUUUCUCAGAGCGCCAUAUGGACAAUCUACAGACUAACCAGAGGCAACGUUACAGGGAGCUUAUGCAGGCAUUUACGAUGUCUGCUGCUGAGACUGCUCGCCGGACCAGGGAAUUCCGCUCUCCCCCGCAAGAACAGAUUAACAUGCUAAUGAACUUUAAGAACAUGCUAGAGGAAGAUUGCCCUGUGCCAGUGGAGAUCCGUGAUGAACUUGUUGAGUUCCACACAGACUUGCUUUCUCAUUGUGGGGUCCAUAUAGAGGGGGAAGAGGAAGAAGAACAGGAAGACACAAGUCUGCACCGGCGCCUAAUGAACUUAGUGGAGAAAGUGAGAAACUUGAGAGGGAAGAAGGAGGAACCAGAACCUGAGCCUGAGGAGGAACCUAAACCCAGUACUCUGCAGGAGCUUAUCUCUCAUACCAUGGUAUACUGGGCUCAGGAGUCAUUUAUCCAGAACCCAGAGCUGGUGAGAGUCAUGUUCAGUCUACUGCACCGUCAGUAUGAUGGGUUAGGUGAACUGAUCCGUUCCUUACCCAAAGCUUACACCAUCAAUGCUGUAUCUGUAGAGGACACAAUGAACCUUCUGGAGAGUCUUGGGCAAAUCAGAUCCCUCCUUAUUGUGCAGAUGGGACCUGAGGAAGAGAAUUUGAUGAUCCAAAGUAUUGGAAAUAUUAUGAACAACAAAGUCUUUUACCAGCACCCUAAUCUGAUGCGGGCUUUGGGAAUGCAUGAGACAGUUAUGGAGGUGAUGGUCAAUGUACUGGGAGGUGGAGAGUCCAAGGAGAUCCGAUUCCCUAAGAUGGUGACAAACUGCUGCAGAUUUUUGUGCUAUUUCUGCAGGAUCAGUAGGCAGAAUCAAAGAGCCAUGUUUGACCAUCUCAGCUAUCUGCUGCAGAACAGUGGCAUCGGUUUGGGUAUGAGAGGAUCAACCCCAUUAGAUGUGGCUGCUGCCUCAGUGAUUGAUAACAAUGAGCUUGCUCUGGCUCUCCAGGAGCAGGACUUGGAGAAGGUUGUCUCUUACCUGGCAGGCUGUGGGCUUCAGAGUUGUCCUAUGCUCCUUGCUAAAGGUUACCCUGAUAUUGGUUGGAAUCCAGUAGGAGGAGAACGUUAUCUGGACUUCCUGCGCUUUGCUGUCUUUGUGAAUGGUGAAAGCGUGGAGGAAAAUGCCAAUGUUGUGGUGCGUCUUUUAAUCCGGCGCCCAGAGUGCUUCGGUCCUGCACUGCGAGGAGAGGGAGGCAAUGGUUUACUUGCUGCCAUUGAGGAAGCCAUCAAGAUCUCUGAAGAUCCAGCCAGAGAUGGACCCACCGUCAAGAAGGACCGACGAAGGGAGCUAUAUGGAGGUGAAGAAGUUCAUGAAGAAAACCGUGUCCACCUUGGCAAUGCCAUCAUGUCCUUCUAUGCAGCUUUGAUCGAUCUCCUUGGGCGCUGUGCUCCAGAAAUGCAUCUAAUUCAAGCUGGUAAGGGAGAAGCUUUGAGGAUCCGUGCCAUCCUGCGAUCUUUAGUGCCCAUUGAGGAUCUAGUUGGAGUUAUCAGCCUUGCGCUGCAGAUUCCAGCCUUUGGAAAAGAUGGAAAUAUCAUUGAGCCAAAGAUGUCUGCCAGCUUUGUGCCAGAUCACAAAGCACCAAUGGUCCUGUUUCUUGAUCGUGUCUAUGGUAUAGAAAACCAGGAUUUCCUACUUCAGGUCCUUGAGGUUGGUUUCUUACCAGACAUGAGAGCAGCAGCCUCUUUAGAUACGGCUGCCUUUAGCACUACCGAGAUGGCCCUGGCAUUGAACCGUUAUCUGUGCCUUGCUGUUCUUCCCCUCAUCACCAAAUGUGCCCCUCUCUUUGCUGGAACCGAACAUCGUGCUAUAAUGAUUGACUCUAUGCUGCACACAAUUUACCGACUUUCUAGAGGGCGUUCACUCACCAAAGCUCAACGUGACGUCAUUGAGGAAUGUCUGAUGGGUUUGUGCAGGUAUCUCAGACCCAACAUGCUGCAGCAUUUAUUGCGACGUCUUGUCUUUGAUGUUCCUAUCCUUAAUGAAUACGCUAAGAUGCCUCUGAAGCUUCUCACCAACCAUUAUGAGCGCUGCUGGAAAUACUAUUGCCUUCCAACUGGCUGGGCCAAUUAUGGUGUAACUUCAGAAGAAGAACUUCACUUAACAAGGAAGCUUUUCUGGGGUAUUUUUGAAUCCCUUGCUCAUAAGAAAUUUGAUGCUGAGCUCUAUAAGAUCGCUAUGCCGUGUCUCUGUGCUAUUGCGGGUGCAAUUCCUCCUGACUAUGUUGAUGCCAGCUAUUCUUCCAAGACGGAGAAGAAGGCAUCAGUGGAUGCUGAAGGAAAUUUUGAUCCCAAACCAACAGAGACCCUAAAUGUCAUUAUCCCUGAGAAACUGGAUAGCUUCAUCAACAAAUACGCUGAGUAUACGCAUGACAAGUGGGCAUUCGAGAAGAUACAGAAUAACUGGUCGUAUGGGGAGCAGGUGGAUGACGAGGCCAAGACGCACCCUAUGUUGCGUCCCUAUAAAACCUUUUCUGAAAAGGACAAAGAGAUAUAUCGCUGGCCCAUAAAAGAGUCUCUCAAAGCUAUGAUUGCAUGGGAGUGGACAGUAGAGAAAGCACGAGAAGGAGAUGAUGAAAAAAUAGAAAAGAAAACCAAAACUCGCAAAAUCUCCCAAUCAGCACAGGCGACCUAUGAUCCCUCAGUCCAAACCUUUAGUCCCACCCCAAUAGACCUCAGUGGAAUUACUAUCUCCAGAGAGAUGCAGUCGAUGGCUGAGCAGCUGGCAGAGAAUUAUCACAAUACCUGGGGGAGAAAGAAGAAACUUGAACUUGAAGCAAAAGGAGGUGGAACCCACCCUUUGCUUGUGCCAUAUGACACACUGACGGCCAAAGAGAAAGCCCGUGACAGAGAGAAGGCCCAGGAACUCUUGAAAUUUUUGCAGAUAAAUGGUUAUGCUGUAACAAGGGGUUUGAAGGACAUGGAGCUGGACACAUCUUCCAUUGAGAAGCGUUUUGCAUAUGGGUUCCUUCAGAAGCUGCUGAAAUUAAUGGAUACUGCACAAGAAUUCAUAGCUCACCUUGAUGCUGUUGUAAGCAGUGGGCGGGUUGAGAAAUCACCGCAUGAAAGAGAGAUCAAAUUUUUUGCAAAGAUUCUCCUUCCUUUGAUCAAUCAGUACUUCACAAACCACUGCCUCUACUUCCUCUCUACCCCUGCCAAACUGCUUGGUAGUGGUGGUCAUGCAUCCAACAAGGAGAAGGAAAUGAUUGCUAGCCUUUUCUGUAAGAUGGCGGGUCUGGUACGUCACCGCGUGUCUCUUUUUGGUACGGAUGCCCCAGCUGUUGUAAACUGUCUUCAUAUCUUGGCUCGAUCACUGGAUGCAAGGACAGUGAUGAAAUCGGGUCCAGAGAUUGUCAAGGCUGGGUUGCGCUCUUUCUUUGAGGGAGCAUCAGAAGAUAUCGAGAAGAUGGUGGAGAAUCUAAAACUAGGGAAGGUGUCCCAAUCACGCACUCAAGUUAAGGGUGUAACUCAGAACAUCAACUAUACCACUGUGGCUCUUCUUCCUGUGUUAACUUCACUGUUUGAACACAUAGCCCAACAUCAGUUUGGAGAUGACGUCAUAUUGGAUGAUGUACAGGUCUCUUGCUACAGAACGUUGUGCAGCAUCUACUCUCUUGGGACAACCAAAAACCCAUAUGUGGAAAAGCAGCGACCAGCUCUAGGCGAGUGUCUGGCGAGACUAGCAGCUGCCAUGCCUGUAGCUUUUCUGGAACCAUCACUAAAUGAAUACAAUAUCUACUCCGUGUACACCACCAAAACACCUCGAGAGAGAGCCAUCUUGGGACUUCCCAACACAGUAGAGGAGAUGUGUCCAGACAUUCCUGAUCUUGAGACUUUGAUGAAGGACAUUGGAUUGCUGGCAGAGUCUGGAGCCCGGUAUACAGAGAUGCCUCAUGUCAUUGAGGUUACUCUUCCCAUGCUUUGCAACUAUUUACCACGCUGGUGGGAACGAGGUCCUGAGAACAUCCCAGAUGAUUCCUCUACCUGCUGCACAAGUGUGACCUCUGAACACCUAAAUGCCCUUCUGGGAAAUAUUCUACGUAUAGUUGUCAACAACCUGGGAAUAGAUGAGGCUUCUUGGAUGAAACGACUUGCAGUUUUUGCUCAGCCUAUAGUGAGCAAGGCAAAGCCUGAGCUUCUUCGCUCCCACUUCAUUCCUACCAUGGAGAAGCUGAAAAAGAGGGCGGGGAAAGUGGUGGCAGAAGAGGAGCUACUAAAGUUAGAGGCCAAGAGUGAGUCAGAAGAUUCAGAGAUGUUGAUCCGCGACGAGUUCUCUGUCUUGUGUAGGGACCUGUAUGCGUUAUAUCCGCUACUCAUCCGCUAUGUGGAUAACAACAGGGCCAACUGGCUUACGGUGCCCAACUGUGAUGCAGAAGAGCUAUUCCGCAUGGUGGGAGAGGUUUUCAUCUUCUGGUCCAAGUCCCAUAACUUUAAACGUGAGGAGCAGAAUUUUGUGGUUCAGAAUGAGAUCAACAAUAUGUCGUUUCUGACGGCAGAUAGCAAGAGUAAGAUGUCUAAGUCUGGAGAAGGCCAGUCUGGAGGCUCAGACCAAGAACGCACAAAGAAGAAACGUCGUGGAGAUAGAUAUUCUGUCCAGACAUCACUCAUUGUGGCCACUCUGAAGAAAAUGCUCCCUAUUGGCCUGAACAUGUGCUCACCUACAGACCAGGAACUAAUCACUUUAGCAAAGACCCGCUAUUCCCUUAAAGAUACAGAUGAAGAAGUCAGAGAAUUUUUGCAGAACAAUCUCCAUCUUCAAGGAAAGUGUGAUAACAACUCCAUGAGAUGGCAGAUGGCUCUUUACAACAAGAUGUCGGGAAAAGCUGAGGACUCUAACAACCCAGAAAAAAUUGUGAAGCGUGUUCAGGAAGUCUCGGCAGUCUUGUUUCACUUGGAGCUGACGGAGCACCCCUUCAAAUCCAAGAAAGCUGUUUGGCACAAGCUCCUUUCAAAGCAGCGCAGACGAGCUGUGGUGGCAUGUUUCCGUAUGACCCCAUUAUACAACAUCCCCAGGCACCGUGCAUGUAAUAUGUUCCUUGAGGGCUACAAGCAAUCCUGGAUCCUGAGCGAAGAACAUGACUUUGAGGACCGAAUGAUCGAUGACCUGUCUAAAGCUAUGGAGGCUGAAGAGGAGGAGGAAGAAGAGGAGGAGAAGAAGCCAGACCCUCUGCAUCAGCUUAUCCUUCAUUUCAGCAGGACAGCCUUGACGGAGAAAAGCAAGCUGGACGAAGACUAUCUGUAUAUGGCAUACGCUGAUAUUAUGGCCAAGAGCUGUCAUAUGGAAGAAGAUGAAGGCGGAGAACCUUCUGAAGAAGAAGAGUCUGAGCUUUCAUUUGAGGAAAAAGAGAUGGAGAAACAAAGGCUCCUCUAUCAACAAUCUCGUCUCCACAACCGUGGGGCAGCUGAGAUGGUUCUACAAAUGAUAAGUGCAUGUAAAGGAGAGCCUGGUGCCAUGGUUUCUUCUACACUCAAACUGGGAAUUUCAAUCCUCAAUGGGGGCAAUGCUGAGGUUCAGCAGAAAAUGUUAGAUUAUCUGAAGGAGAAGAGGGAAGUAGGAUUUUUCCAGAGUGUGCAGGCACUAAUGCAAACCUGCAGUGUACUUGACCUGAAUGCUUUUGAACGUCAGAACAAGGCAGAAGGACUUGGCAUGGUGACAGAAGAUGGGACGAUCAUCAACCGUGAACAGGGAGAAAAAGUGAUGGCAGACGAUCAGUUCACAGAUCUCUUCCGGUUCCUCCAAUUACUUUGUGAGGGCCACAACAAUGACUUCCAGAACUACCUCCGUACUCAAACCGGAAACACAACCACCAUCAACAUAAUCAUCUGCACUGUUGAUUAUCUCUUGCGUUUACAAGAAUCCAUUAGUGACUUUUUGUACUAUUCUGGAAAGGAUGUCAUUGAUGAUCAGGGGAAGAGGAAUUUCUCAAAAGCCAUGUCUGUGGCAAAGCAAGUGUUUAAGCUGACUGAGUAUAUCCAGGGUCCUUGCACUGGAAACCAACAGAGUCUGGCGCACAGCCGUCUUUGGGAUGCAGUAGUUGGCUUCCUUCAUGUUUUUGCUCACAUGAUGAUGAAACUUGCUCAGGACUCCAGUCAGAUUGGACUUUUGAAGGAGCUUCUGGACUAGAAAGAUAUGGUUGUAAUGCUUUUAUCUCUACUUGAAGGAAAUAUUGUCAAUGGAACCAUCGCUCGUCAGAUGGUGGACAUGUUGGUGGAGUCUUCCAGUAAUGUAGAAAUGAUUCUUAAAUUCUUCGAUAUGUUUUUGAAGCUGAAGGACAUAGUUGCAUCUGAUGCCUUUAGAGAUUAUGUCACAGACCCCAGAGGCCUUAUCUCCAAAAAGGAUUUCCAGAAGGCCAUGGACAGCCAGAAGCAGUAUACAACCUCUGAGAUCCAGUUUCUACUUUCUUGUUCAGAGGCAGAUGAGAAUGAAAUGAUUAACUUUGAGGAAUUUUCCAAUCGCUUCCAGGAACCAGCUAAGGAUAUUGGCUUCAACGUUGCCGUUUUAUUGACUAAUCUCUCUGAGCAUGUCCCUCAUGAUGCAAGAUUGAAGACCUUCCUGGAGCUGGCACGACUGUAUCAUCACAACUACUUUAAGCCAUACUUAGGUAAAAUAGAGAUCAUGGGAUCUGGCAAGAGGAUAGAACGUAUCUACUUUGAGAUCAGUGAGACUAACAAGGCACAGUGGGAGAUGCCACAGGUCAAGGAGUCAAAACGUCAGUUUAUCUUUGAUGUGGUCAAUGAGGGCGGAGAGUCUGAGAAAAUGGAACUCUUUGUAAACUUCUGCGAGGACACUAUAUUUGAGAUGCAGAUUGCUGCUCAAAUUUCAGAGAUAGAAGAGGAGAAGCCUGAUGAUGAUGAUGACGAUGGAACAGGUGAAGGUUCUGGUGAAGGGGAAGAAGCAGAGAAUGGGUCUGAACCACAAGAAGCAUCAUCAGCAUUUGGUGAAUUUAUGGAUAAUGUUGUUAAUUUCUUCAAGAUGUUCACCUACAAGAACAUUAGAAGACAGUAUCGUAAGGUCAAGAAAAUGACCUUUAAAGAAAUCGUGCUGGCUAUUGCCUUCUUGUGGACAAUGUUUCUUGGCAUCUUACAUUUUAUAUAUAGCAUCUGCAAGGGUCUCUUCUUCCUCCUCUGGCACACACUGUUUGGUGGUAGCUUGGUGGAAGGUGCCCAGAAACUUACUAUGACGGAGCUCCUGGCUAGUAUGCCUGAUCCCACUCAAGAUGAGGUCCAUGGUGAUGGACCACCUAUGGCUGUAAGUGAUGAAGUGAAUGAUAUGGAGGAUGUCACAGAUUUUGAAGACAUGGGUAAAGAAACAGAACGGGAGGAAAAUGCAGAGGUCUUUGGGCUGGAGCUAAAGAAAGACGGGGGACACUAUCGACUUAGUGCCCCAGAUGCACCAGGUGGCUUAGGAGACAUGGGUGACACUACUCCAGUGGAACCACCAACACCUGAAGGAUCACCCAUCUUGAAAAGAAAACUGAUAGAUGAAAAUGCCCCAGAAGAUCAAGCAGAAACUGGCACUGAGGAGGAACCGGAACCCGAACCAGAACCUGAAACAGAGAAAGCAGAUGAAGAGAAUGGAGAGAAAGGGGAGGAGGCAAAGACAGAGGCCGCUCCAGCUCCUGAAGAACCUGAGGAGCCAGAGGUUUUUUCACAACCAAGAGGAAGGCCCUCUUCCAAGAAAGAGGAAGAUAACGGAGGGUUUGAAAUCUGGAAUGAGCUUGAAAUCCAAAGAAUUAAAUUUUUGAAUUAUCUCUCCAGAAAUUUCUAUAACCUCAGGUUCCUGGCUCUGUUCUUGGCAUUUGCUCUUAACUUUAUCCUGUUGUUCUACAAGGUGUCUGAUGCUCCUAAAGGAGAGGAGACUUUGAGGGGCUCAGGGGUUGAGGAGGAAAUAUCCAUUCUGGAGGAUGUGGGAGGCGAGGAGGAUGAAGAAGAGGAGAGCAUGGUUUACUUCUUCCUAGAGGAAAGCACAGGCUACAUGCAACCAACCAUGUCUAUGUUAUCCAUCAUCCACACCCUCAUCUCAUUCCUCUGCAUCAUCGGUUACAACUGUCUGAAAGUUCCCUUGGUCAUUUUUAAACGUGAGAAGGAGUUGGCACGUAAACUGGAAUUUGAUGGGAUUUUCAUCACAGAGCAGCCAGAAGACGAUGACAUUAAAGGACAGUGGGAUCGUCUUGUCUUGAAUACCCCAUCCUUUCCAAGUAACUACUGGGACAAGUUUGUUAAACGAAAAGUGCUGGAUAAAUAUGGAGAUAUUUAUGGCCGUGAGAGGAUUGCUGAGCUUCUAGGAAUGGACCUUGCUAGUCUGGAAAUCAGUUCUCAGAAUGAGAAGAAGCCAGAGCCUGACAAGUCCCUCUUCACUUGGAUUACUUCAAUUGAUCUUAAGUAUCAGAUCUGGAAGUUUGGUGUUGUCUUCACAGAUAAUUCCUUCCUCUACUUGGUCUGGUACACUGUCAUGUCUAUUCUUGGUCACUACAACAACUUUUUCUUUGCUGCCCACUUGUUGGACAUUGCUAUGGGUGUGAAGACCCUUCGAACCAUUCUAUCAUCUGUCACACACAACGGCAAACAGUUAAUGAUGACCGUCGGUCUACUUGCAGUAGUUGUUUAUCUAUAUACGGUUGUUGCUUUCAACUUCUUCCGCAAAUUUUACAACAAAAGCGAGGAUGAGGAUGAUCCAGAUAUGAAAUGCGAUGACAUGAUGACGUGUUACCUCUUCCAUAUGUACGUUGGCGUACGUGCAGGAGGGGGCAUUGGUGACGAAAUUGAGGAUCCCGCGGGUGAUGAGUAUGAACUUUACAGAGUCGUCUUCGACAUCACCUUCUUUUUCUUCGUCAUCGUUAUCCUGCUUGCCAUCAUUCAGGGUCUUAUCAUUGAUGCCUUUGGAGAACUGAGAGACCAGCAGGAACAAGUGAAGGAGGAUAUGGAGACCAAAUGUUUCAUCUGUGGAAUCGGCAGUGAUUACUUUGAUACAACGCCGCACGGUUUUGAGAUGCACACACUGGAAGAGCACAAUCUUGCCAAUUACAUGUUCUUCCUUAUGUACUUGAUUAAUAAGGAUGAAACCGAGCACACGGGACAGGAGUCAUACGUGUGGAAGAUGUAUCAAGAACGUUGUUGGGAUUUCUUCCCAGCUGGAGACUGCUUCAGAAAGACUUAUGAGGAUCAGUUGGGAUAGAAAGAUUGACUUUCCUCCAGUUCAGUUUUCAGGACUGAGGCAGAUAUUUUUGAAAGAGGAUUGUCGCCUUCAAAUCUGGAGGAGCUCAUCGUUCAAUGACUUACUGUACACUGCUGCAGAGCGUUGCAUCUUUAUCAUCUAAAAAACCCUGCAGAUUGUGCAUCUACAUGAUGUAGUAGAUUCUUAAGACCAUCACAUCUUUAUAUUAUUGAAGAUCUCUGCAGACUAUUGCACCUAUUCAGGGCUGAAAAAUCUGCAGGGCAUUUAAUUUGUUUUACAAUGAGAGGGUCUUUUAAGAGCAUUGCACCUUUUCUCAACCUAUAGAUCUCUCUAAGCACUGCAUAUAAAUACGUAAGAGCUGCAAUUUAGAGCACUGCAGAGUAAGACUUUUGGCUAUCAGACUUAAAAAUCAACUGUUACGUUGCACUUCUGUGCAGAGUGUUGCUCUAUGACUUAUCACUGCCAUCAACGACUGAUAGACUCCAUAGGCGUUCACUGCCAAAAAGAAAGCAUAUAGUGCAAUACUCUGCAGUCUGUCUUACAUACAAGAUGGCUGCAGAGCUUUGCAUCUUUAACCCUUCCCUUGCUAUACUGCUUUACGCAAGUUUCUCAUGAGUUGGAGGGGUUAAAAUGCCUUAGCAAUAAAACAAUGAAUAACCUCUAAUACAUAAAAUAUAGUCUAUAAAUUAAUUUAUUUAUUAUAAGAAAUUAGUUUUAUGUGUCAAUCAAUUAUACAGGCAGUUCCCUUUUUUCCUGAAAUCAUGCAGAUUUUAUUUCAAUAUUAUCCAUUGGUGUGCAUUUAAUUUAUCUCAGGAAUUUAUUAAAAUUGUCCGUAAUGUCCAUAUAAUUAUAUUACAAUAUAAAAUGUGGCCAUAAAUCAAUUUACUAUUCAUGAUAAUAAACCACCAAUAGGAAGAAGGCAAUAUUUCAAGAUGUUUUCCAAUUUGUUGUUUCAAUCAUUUUAUUUAAUGUGAUAAAUUGCUGCAAAACAAAUAACAAACAAGAUAUGGAUAAUAUCUUUUUGAACCUUCCUAAAGGAGUCUGCAGACCAUUUGUGAAAUAAAGUAACUUAGGUUUCUUACUGACGCAUUUUACCCAAAAUGUGUGCAAAUUUUAGAUAUAAUCUUUAAUAAACGUGGGGUGGUAUUUUUAGCUGCAAGUUAUAUGUCUGUAUAGGGGAUUUGCUGGGUAACCAAACAUGGAUGUGCAAUAAGAUUUGUGAAAUUCAAAUUGAAUCUUAUACGCCAGCAAGAGACUGCGCACUUUUGUGGCUGUCCGCGCCUUGACCCUCCUACACCUCUGUGCUUUUGUAAAUGUAUUUUUUUUGUUUUAUAAACCUCAAAGUGCCUUUUAGCAACAUGACAUUUUGUCAGGUAGCAACAGUUGUUUUGGGAUUUGUCAGUCAAUUAGGGAGCCUUGUUCAGAGUAUCUCAUCUCAUUGCUAUACAGAGGUCUCUGCUGAACAUCUAUCCAAAUUUGUGCUGCAAUUUAUUUUUUGUUCUUUUCUUGUUUGUUGUAUGUAAUAAAAGUAUUUAUUGAUGUCAA
Molecule: messenger RNA, 16810 nt
Organism: Bombina bombina (fire-bellied toad)
Lineage: Eukaryota; Metazoa; Chordata; Amphibia; Anura; Bombinatoridae
Gene: RYR1
Product: ryanodine receptor 1
Biological process (GO): calcium ion transmembrane transport; intracellular calcium ion homeostasis
Cellular component (GO): calcium channel complex; Z disc; sarcoplasmic reticulum membrane
Molecular function (GO): protein binding; ryanodine-sensitive calcium-release channel activity
Source: RefSeq, a predicted model, not a curated record